UGUCUUCAAACAGCUUAAAACCUUAAAUUUAAUGCAUAAAGCUCCAGUUACCCAUACUUGACUUGACCUAGAGAGACUUGAUAACUGUCACAUAAAAGAUCCGUUUAAUGGGCCUUGCAUGUAUUUGAUUACCGAACGCAUGACUUGACUUGAAAGUCUGUUGAAUUUAGAAUUUCAAGUUAAGUUGACAUUUCAGAGAGUGGCAUCUUUGCUCUCUCCCUUUAUUUUGACAUUUCAGAGAGUGACAGCUCAGUUAUUUCGCGCGCUUUUUUGAUAGCACGUUUCAUUUCAUUUUCAUCAUUUCAUUUUCAUAAUCUCAUUUAAUUUUCUAUAUUUAAUUUGCCAUUUGAUAAAUAAUCCGAAUAAACACAAUGAAUGAUGAAAAAUUAAUAGAAGAAGUGCGGGCGCGUGAAAUUUUAUAUAACAAGGCCUGCGUAGGCUACCGAGUGCCGAGCCGGAAGAGGGACGCGUGGGUAAGCGUGGCGAAGGAGCUAGGUGCUACUGAAGAGCAGUGCUCGAAGAGGUGGCUGACUCUAAGGGAAAAAUUCAGUAGGGUGGUAAGGAAAAUGGAGGCACCAUCAGGAAGUGGGGCGAGUAACGCCGAAACCUGGCCAUUGUUCGAUAAUAUGAGCUUUUUAAAACUAUAUAUACGGCCCAGACCAAAUCGUUGCACCACAAACAUUUUAGAUGAUAUGUUUUCGCAGGAGCUGUUGGAGCCAAUUAGUUUUGAAUGUUCUCAGACUAAUUUACCGUCGCCUUCGGAGUUGUCGUUUUCAACUCCGAUCCGGAAAAGAGUAAAGAAAACAAACAGCGAUGACGACGGCUGCUUCAAAGAAGCGUGCGAGCUAUACAAAAGCAUGUGUGCAGAGAGGAGCAAAGCCAGCGAGGCGGUGAGGUCGUUCGGUGUUAUGUUGACCUCUAUCAUGAACGAUAUGAACGAGGUAAAACAAAUGAAAGCAAUACAAGUUUUAACAAAUUCAUUAUUUGCUAUUAAAUCGGAACCCGAAUAAUUUUUUUUUUAAUUUUUAAAUCAUUUGUUUGAUGUUUUAUACAUAUAUUGAAUUAAUAUGUAAAAAUGUUUAAAAGGCUUGUUACCUAGACGUAAGAAACAACGAUGUAUUUCAUUUUUC
Molecule: messenger RNA, 1130 nt
Organism: Zeugodacus cucurbitae (melon fly)
Lineage: Eukaryota; Metazoa; Arthropoda; Insecta; Diptera; Tephritidae
Exons: 3
Coding region: 372-1010 (212 amino acids)
Biological process (GO): regulation of transcription by RNA polymerase II
Cellular component (GO): nucleus; transcription regulator complex
Source: RefSeq, a predicted model, not a curated record